This is a messenger RNA of Ixodes scapularis (black-legged tick), 1197 nucleotides long. RefSeq names its product alanine aminotransferase 2-like. The coding region runs from base 1 to 1197 and encodes 398 amino acids. NCBI's taxonomy places the organism in Eukaryota, Metazoa, Arthropoda, Arachnida, Ixodida, Ixodidae. Gene Ontology annotation, molecular function: pyridoxal phosphate binding; L-alanine:2-oxoglutarate transaminase activity. The record is from RefSeq and is a predicted model, not a curated record. The transcript is spliced from 11 exons. Gene Ontology annotation, biological process: biosynthetic process.
AUGGAAGGCAGCCAGCUUCCCAGUGACGUCGUAUCGAGGGCUCGUCUGAUCCUCGACCACUGUCCCGGCCACAGCCUCGGGUCCAUAAACUUCGAUGGAAUUAGUAUUAUUCGUGAGCAUGUUGCCGAUUACAUCAGCGAACGGGACGGCGUCAAGGCUAACAUAAACGAUGUGUUCAUCUGUUCCGGAGUAACCCAUGGCACUGAGUUGGUGAUGAGCGCGUUGAACGAACCCUCAAAUGGAAAGCUACCCGGGGCAAUGACCUGCAUACCCCAGUUCAUGAGGUACCACGCUUUGUUCAGGGAUUUCGGCAUUCACAAGAUUGUUUACCAUCUCGACGAAGAUAAAGGGUGGUCUCAUAGCAUCUCCAGAAUGCAGAGUGCGCUCGAUGCGUCCCGUGCAUCUUGCGAACCGCGUUUUCUGCUCGUUGUCAAUCCUGCCAAUCCAACAGCUGCGGUCAUGUCCGAAAAAAUCAUCGAAGACAUCGUACGCUUUUCAUACCGAAACAACCUCAUCAUUCUAGCGGACGAGGUUUUUGAGCACAACGUCUACGUGGAGCGUGCUCCAUUUCACAGUUUUCGUAAGGUUAUGCACAAGAUGGGAGACCCCUGGUUCAACACGCAGCUCAUCACAUUUAAUUCAAUGUCGAAGGGAUUCAUGGCAGAAGCUGGCCUGUGUUGCGGCUACUUCGAGAUUGUCAACCUGAACAAGAAAGACAAAGCAAAACUACUUAAAGCUGGAGCUGAAGUGAAGGCAUCCAGUCUCGCGCAAGUGGCCCUCGACUGCCUCGUAAAACCUCCCAAGCCUGGUGAACCUUCCUACGAUCUAUAUCGCGAGGAAAAGCGUAUGACCCUAGAGGCCCUGAAGGAAAAAGCCGAGCUGGUGCACGACAGAUUAAACAGCAUCGAAGGGUUCUACUGCAGCCCGCUUCAGGGAGCAAUGGCUGCCUUUCCAAGAGUGUCACUACCCCAAAGAGCUAUCGACAAAGCAAAGCGCCUUGGUCAGGAUGCCAGCUAUUUCUAUGUGAGUCAACUGCUGGAAAACGCAGGUGUGUGUGUAUUGCCAGGCAGCUUGUUUGGACAAGUCCUGGGAACCUGUCAUUUCCGAGUCACCAUACUUCCACCAAUGGCAAAGCUCCAGGAUAUGCUUGACCGAAUCAAGGACUUCCACGAAGAAUUCGCAAAUGAAUACAACUGA